Messenger RNA from Ruditapes philippinarum (Manila clam), 1647 nucleotides. Its product is annotated as amidophosphoribosyltransferase-like. The coding region runs from base 31 to 1548 and encodes 505 amino acids. Gene Ontology annotation, biological process: purine nucleobase biosynthetic process; purine nucleotide biosynthetic process. Gene Ontology annotation, molecular function: amidophosphoribosyltransferase activity. The record is from RefSeq and is a predicted model, not a curated record. The transcript is spliced from 12 exons. Lineage: Eukaryota; Metazoa; Mollusca; Bivalvia; Venerida; Veneridae.
UUUUUUGGAUUUGGAACAUACAAAGCAAGGAUGGCAGAAAGUAAAGAUGCGAGUGAUAAUUCAGGAAUGCGAGAAGCAUGUGGUGUGUUUGGAUGUGUUGCGGCGGGUGAUUGGCCAACACAACUUGAUGUAGCACAUAUCAUAUGUCUGGGGCUUGUCGGACUUCAACACAGAGGUCAGGAAAGUGGUGGCAUUGUUACAAGCACUGGAUCAAAGGAUUCAAGAUUUACACAGAAGAAAGGCUCGGGGUAUAUAAGCUCAAUAUUUCAUGAAGAAGACUUGAUGAAACUGAAAGGAAAUAUCGGUAUAGGUCAUACGCGGUACUCAACAUUUGGAGGGUCCGAUACAUCUAAUAUACAGCCUUUUGUCGUGGAAACAUUACAUGGAUUAAUGGCAGUGGCUCACAAUGGAGAGCUUGUCAACUCAACACAACUUAAACAAAAGUUACUCAGACAUGGUGUUGGACUAUCUACAGGAAGUGACAGUGAGUUAAUUACACAGUUGUUAACACAUAUGCCAGAUUGUGGUGAACCAGAUGGUCCAAACUGGAUUGGAAGAAUAAAAGCAAUGAUGAAGCAGACGCCAGCCUCAUAUUCCUUGGUAAUAAUGCACAAUGAUAAGAUAUAUGCACUGAGGGAUCCCUUCGGUAAUCGUCCUCUCAGUAUUGGUAAACUUCUGACGGCAGCCAGCUUUUCUGGAGGUCAGCAGACUAGGUUGGAAGAAGAAGGAUGUGAUGGCUGGGUGGUAUCAUCAGAGUCAUGUUCUUUUGGAGCCAUGGGCGCGAGGCUCUACAGAGAAGUUUUACCAGGAGAGAUAGUUGAGCUGAGCAAAGAAGGAGUCAAAUCUCAUUGUAUUGUAGGUAGACCCGAGGCAAAGUUGCCGGCAUUUUGUAUCUUUGAGUAUGUCUACUUCGCCCGAGCAGACUCCGUUCUUGAAGGUCAAAUGGUAUACGAGGUGAGGAAGAGGUGUGGCCGGCAGCUUGCCCUCGAGGCACCCGCAGACGCUGACCUUGUCAGUACGGUGCCGGAGUCCGCAACACCGGCAGCCAUUGCUUAUGCUGAAACUCUUGGAAUUCCAUACGGGGAAGUUUUGUGUAAAAAUCGUUAUGUAGGGCGGACCUUCAUACAGCCGAGUAUGAGAUUACGUAAAUUGGGCGUUGCAAAAAAGUUUGGUUUGUUGACGGGUAAUUUUCAGAACAAGAGGGUGGUGAUUAUAGAUGAUUCUAUAGUGCGAGGAAACACCAUGAAACCUAUUAUACAGAUGUUGAAAUCUGCCGGGGCAAAAGAGGUGCAUGUGAGAGUGGCAUCUCCACCAAUCAAGCAUCCAUGUUAUAUGGGUAUAAAUAUCCCAACUAAACAUGAACUGGUCGCUAACAGGGUGGAUAUGGACAAAAUUGCAAACCAUUUUGGUGCUGACAGUUUACAGUAUUUGUCAGUGGACGGAUUAGUUAAGGCAACACAAGAAGGAAUAUCUAAAGACAACAAUAAAAGUGUUGGCCACUGUGUGGCAUGUUUGACUGGUUCCUAUCCCAUUAAGUUAGACUGGUAACAUUUAUUCUUUUAAAGCUGCACACCGCCAGAUUUUAGCAAACAAAUUAAAAAAAAAGAGAAAAAAGAGAAUUUGAGAGAAAAAGAUCUUAUCAGAGUU